GCGGACGUGCUCGCGGUGGACGACUUCGACGAGUCGAUGGUGCGGGAGGUCUUCGAGACUGCGGCCGCGAUGAAGCGCAUGGUGGCAGCCAAGGGCGGCUCUGACGUUCUGCGCGGCCGCGUCCUCGCAAACGUUUUCUACGAGCCGUCGACGCGCACCAUGUGCUCCUUCGACGCGGCAAUGAAGCGGCUCGGCGGGCAGGUCGUCUCAGUCUCCGAGUCGACCUCGUCCGCAAAGAAGGGGGAGACGCUUGAGGACACGGUGCGCUGCCUCGAGUGCUACUGCGACGCGAUGGUGCUGCGCCACCCGCAGGUGGGCACCGCCGCACGCGCCGCCGCCGCCGCGCGCAAGCCGAUCCUCAACGCGGGCGACGGCGUGGGCGAGCACCCGACGCAAGCGCUGCUCGACCUCUUCACAGUGGCAACCGCGUGGGCCGAGACCGGCGCCGCGCCGCCCGACGUGCUCGCCUGCCUGGCCGGCAAGCAGCUCACCCUGCUCGGCGACCUCAAGCACGGCCGCACCACGCACUCGCUCGCGCUGCUCUGCUCGCGGCUCGCGGCUCCGCCCUCGCUCGUGCUCGUCUCGCCGCCCGAGCUGCGGAUGCCGCAAGCCGUGUGCGACAAGCUGCGCGCGCGCGGCGUCGCCGUCGAGGAGACGGACGCGCUGCGGCAAGUCCUGCCCCAGACCGACGUCCUCUACGUCACGCGCGUGCAGCGGGAGCGCUUCGCGACGGAGGAGGCGUACCGCGCGGUCGCCGGGUCGUACGUGGUCGACAAGGCGCUGAUGGAGGCCGCGCCGCCGCGCUGCGUCGUCCUCCACCCCCUGCCCCGCGUCGACGAGAUCUCGACCGACUUCGACGCCGACCCGCGCGCGCGCUACUUCGAGCAGAUGGAGAACGGCAUGUACGUGCGCAUGGCGCUGCUCGCCCUCGUGCUC
Molecule: messenger RNA, 936 nt
Organism: Emiliania huxleyi CCMP1516
Lineage: Eukaryota; Haptophyta; Isochrysidales; Noelaerhabdaceae
Exons: 3
Biological process (GO): 'de novo' pyrimidine nucleobase biosynthetic process; amino acid metabolic process
Molecular function (GO): amino acid binding; aspartate carbamoyltransferase activity
Source: RefSeq, a predicted model, not a curated record